Messenger RNA from Danaus plexippus (monarch butterfly), 1441 nucleotides. RefSeq lists its product as uncharacterized. NCBI's taxonomy places the organism in Eukaryota, Metazoa, Arthropoda, Insecta, Lepidoptera, Nymphalidae. The transcript is spliced from 2 exons. Bases 81 to 1379 code for a protein of 432 amino acids. The record is from RefSeq and is a predicted model, not a curated record.
GGUUUAAGAAAAUACGAUAAAUUUAUUAUGUAUAAUAUAAUUCGCUCGUAAAAUUCCAAUAAUGUCGUAAAAGUACCACAAUGUUUUUCCAUGUAUUGUUGUUAACAGGCUCUCCAUUAUAUGUUUUCGGAUUUGGGAUACAGUUAGAAGGUCUCAUAGAUUUGGGUCCGAAAUGGAAUUACAAAUAUAAACUCUAUCCUAUAGGAACUAAAGAAUUUGAUGACAUAAAGAAAACUUAUUUGGAGGGCAGAAAAGACAAUGAUGACAAAAGUAUAAGUACGGAAAAUGAAAAACGCGUCAAUGUAAUGCUGAGCGACCUCAAAUUAGAUAAAAGGGGAUUGGAGAUUGAAAUGGAACCGGAUAUUAGGACACCAGGUUUAGUGACGAAAUAUGACAGAAGCCAAACAAAACAACUGAAUGUUGACGAAAAUAUACACCAAAAACAUGAUAAUGGUACCGAAAUUGAUACAUUUAAAGAAAAGUUACAAGACUUUCUAAAGCACAUCAUAGAAAAAGCUGUGAAAGUAUGGGACGACAUCGUCAGGAUCGUAGACGACGAGAAACUCCAGCGAAAGGUCAGAGAAAUGAAGAAGAGUUACAUCCAACAAUUCGGAGGAUUCGUGAAACAAUCAGAGAAUCACAAGCUGAAGACGAAACUGAGCUCGCAGAAAUUCAUUCUGAACACGAUAGACACAUCCAACCGAAUCAUGCAGCGGCUGGUCAACUACUUGGCGACAGACAACAAUCUCGCCAAGACACUGAACAUUUUCCAACUGGAGAUAGAUAGGGAGAAACAGCUGGAGUAUCUGUUCGCUUGCAAGAAGUUCGGCGUGUGUCGCAACAGGAAGGAGUUCAGCGAUCUACUGAUUCAGAUCCUUGAUAUAAUACUGCAGGCCGAUAAUUUUAAACUGCAACAAGCAGCGAACGCUCUCACCGAGUCUGUCAAAUCGGCUGAUUUCACUCCAACCAUAGAUGACUACACUCAGAAAGAAUUACGUAAAUUGAUUCAACGCAUCGAGCUGUGGGGUCCAUUCGAACUGAGGGCGAUGUUUUUCGUAUUGAAAAAUGUAUUGGAGCACAAAAACGAGCCCUUCAUAGUAUUUCACAAUAAAGACUUACAGAUCAUAAAUAAAACUACAGCGUUCCAGGAAAUUAUCGACACGUUAAAUAAAAACGUACUAUUAUCUGAUAAUGCGGCGCAAUUUGAUGAAGUCACAGUUAAGUUAACAAAAUGGAGAGAAGGAUCUGGAAGCGAGGUUCAGUGUGCCUUCGAGUCUCUGGUGAAAAUGAUCAAAAAUGGUUUAGAAAAACUUGAUUCGAAAACAGCUGAAGACGUUGACAAAAACUUUAAACUUCUUUUAAAGCCUCUCAGAAUAUAAUUGCCUACAUUCUUAGUCUAAGCAAAAUAUUAAUAAAACAAUAAAAUAUUUAGCUGACACAA